Messenger RNA from Closterium sp. Naga37s-1, 254 nucleotides. NCBI's taxonomy places the organism in Eukaryota, Viridiplantae, Streptophyta, Zygnematophyceae, Desmidiales, Closteriaceae. The record is from the annotation of a GenBank genome assembly.
CAACGAGCGCGGCGAUAGGAGUCGUUACGGCAGAAAACGCGGCAAGUAUUACCCAGCCCAACGAGGCCUACGAGCAGCGCCACCGCAAGCUCCAGACUGGCCCAGUCUCCCCGGGAGAGAAGACGGCAUCUGAUGGCACUGCAUGCAGUGUUGUGGCCACGCGGACAGAGGAUUCCUGCUCUGGUAGAAGGGGGUGCCUUUCAACUCUUAAUAAGCAGCGACGGGACUGUGGUAUCCCGCUUCCUACCCAGUCG